AGGUUUUGAAUAUGCUUCGUCCAGAAUUAGAAAAGUACGCCAAAUUGAGGCGGAUCAGAGAAGGACCGAAGGAUCCGUUGUCACCAGCAUGGAAAGCAUUGCAAAUGAGAAUGAAAGAAGAUUUAGCAGCGAAAGAGGAAGAGCCUGAAUUGAAGAUGGACGUCACUCCUACGGUCAAAAAGUCUCGCAAAAGGAAGUUUAAGGAAGCACUUGAGAAGAUAGAAGACGAUAAUGAGCCAAAAAACAAAAUUGAGCGGGAUAUUCCAGUUAUAGUUCACGAUACUACUUCGGGAGAAGCUACACAUAUUAUUGCACUUGAUUGUGAGUAUGUUGGUGGUGGAACAGAUGGAAGCGACGAUAUUCUUGCACGAGUGUCAAUCGUGAAUCAGGAAGGGAAAAUCGUUUACGAUAAGUAUGUAAAGCCUCGAGAACGCGUCACUGACUUUCGCACUAGUGUUAGUGGUAUUCGGCCGGCUCAAAUCGCCAAAGGGCUACCUUUCGAAGUCGUACAAAGGGAAGUUGCUGCAAUUUUGAAGGACCGUAUUGUAGUCGGACACGCCCUCAAUAAUGACUUCCGGGUACUUUGUUUCCACCAUAAUGCUAAGUUGACUCGGGACACUGCAAAAUGCAUGAUACUGCGAAAAAUGGCUGAUUGUCAUGGUUUUCCUUCUCUAAAAAAGCUGGCCAAAGCUGUCUUGGGUAUUGACAUACAACAAGGAGAACAUGAUUCUAUUGUUGAUGCUAGAGUUGCGUUGCGGUUGUACUUCGAAGUGAGGAAAAAAUGGGAGAACGAAAUCAAGCGAUAUCGUCAUUGAUAACUCGUUUCAUGUUAUCUCUUCG
Molecule: messenger RNA, 840 nt
Organism: Cylicocyclus nassatus
Lineage: Eukaryota; Metazoa; Nematoda; Chromadorea; Rhabditida; Strongylidae
Source: the annotation of a GenBank genome assembly